UUUAGAGCCAAUGAUCUUUUUUCAUUUGACUUGGUGUUGCACUCAGUAAAGUCAAUUUGUGAUCACAGAUUUAGAAACAGCAGAUUACAUUGGACCAGUCAACACAGAGGUGUAAACAUGUCAAAGUCAAUGGUAGUCAUGCAGCCACAGCCUGUUAUGGUCUCCAGAGAUUCUGAUCAGUGGGGGUCAGGUAUCUGUGACUGUUGCAAUGACGUUCCUGAAUGUUGCUUUGCUUACUGGUGUUUACCGUGUUUCACGUGUAUCAAAGCAAAGAAAUACGGUGAGUGUUUAUGUCUCCCCCUGCUGGAUUUCUGUGGCAUCGUCCCACCCAUAACCAUGUCCAUAAGGGUCUCAAUGCGCCAGCGUUAUGGCAUUAAGGGUGACAUGUGUAAUGACUGCUUGCUGGCCACAUUCUGCAGAGCUUGUGUUUGGUGUCAGAUGUCACGAGAGAUGAAAGCACGAGAUCUACAGAUCACUCUUGUUGGUGCCAGGAAUUUGUAAUGUGUUUUGAAGCAGCUAUGUUGUUGUGUAAAAUCCUGACACACUGAAAGGCAGAUAUAUAUAUUAUUAAAAUAUCUCAUUAACUGAAUAUAUUUAAUUGAACUGAAUAAUUUGUAUAUUGCAUUUAUAUUGUCAGAUGCUUAUUGUAAUAAUGAUGAUUGUCUGUAAAUCCCUGGUGUAAUUUGUGAUGAAACGCAAGGACAUAAAAGUUUGUUUAAUUUGUUUUUUUUCUACUGAAUGUAACGUCUGUAUUGUUGUAUAUCUCUAUUGUCAGUUACUCGGUUUCUAAUCAGCAUCAUCAAUAUCAUGACUAGUGUGAUCAGAGAAAUUAGUGUUUGACAUAUCUAGAUAGAUGUUAGUGUUUUUGUGACAGACUUAAAAAGCUAAAUAAAACAACACAGAAAUGAAUACUCACAAAUUGGAAUUUAUAUAUAUAUUUAAUUGUUUUUUUCACGAUUGCCUUUAUUUUAAGACUCAAAUUCUUUCAUUUACUUGUUUUGUUACACAAAUCAUUGAUCGUUUUCUUUGACACUUUCCUGUUCCUGUCUCUGGAGGGGUGUGUUUGUACUUUGCAUAUUUGCAUAGACACAUAUAGUAAAAUUCCUGUAGUCUA
Messenger RNA from Cyprinus carpio (common carp), 1114 nucleotides. RefSeq names its product cornifelin homolog B-like. NCBI's taxonomy places the organism in Eukaryota, Metazoa, Chordata, Actinopteri, Cypriniformes, Cyprinidae. The record is from RefSeq and is a predicted model, not a curated record.